ACAUGAUAUUUGUCGAUUCCAAGGAAAUGGACUGUGCUUUGAUCUUUCACAGUUAAUGGAUCAGUAUUUGAAUGAUGAUGUCCUCAUAACAGGCCUGAUCACACCAUGGAUCAGAUGACAAUGAUCUCUCCCACUUUAGAUUUCUCUAGAUCUGAAGAGGGAGGCAAUGUACAUGUUUCUGAGAGCCUGCUGACCCUUAUAGAGGACAGGAAGACGACUGAACAAUCAAUGGAGUUGCAUUUGGAGGCUCUGAAGGCCAAACGCAAGCAGCAGGUGGAGAAUUUAGAGCUUCAGCACCAGACAGGCCUGGAGAAGCGGGUCCUGCAGAACUCACUGCUGACCACCAGUGCUGAGUGGAUCCUUAAAACCAAUAUAGUGCAGCAGAGCAUCAGCGAUCAUGACGGGCUGGACCACAAACACCACAGCUCAAAGAUGGUUCUGCAAAAUUCUACCUCAAAUGGAAUCAAGGCAGCAAGAACUACUGGAAGCCAUUGUUUGGGAACCGAGAUAGAGAGGCAUAGGAAGCCUCUUCCCCAAGACUCACGGAAAGCCAAAGAGGAGGCAGAUUUGGCUGAGUGUCAGAAACAGUUCCGUGUGGCUCCCGUCCCUGAGCACAUCUCUAAAGCUCUUUACGAUGGCCUCAUCCAUGAACAAGAGCGCUUGAGGCUGGAAGGUCGUGAGCAGAGGAGAGAUUUCCUCUUGACCAUGCAGAAGCCCUUCAGGUUCCUCAAGAGGGAGGAGAAAAAGCGAGAGAGGCAGAGGGAGGAGAAAGCCUCUGCCAGUAAAAGUGUAAAAACAGAACCGGUUCACGUGAGGAAACCAAUACCGAAAGCAGUCUCAGACCCCAGGUUCUCUGAACGGUUGAAAGAACAGGAUCAGCAAAGGCAGAUUCGCAUUAAUCUGAGAGCUCAGCAGACUCUGAAAGCUGCUUCAGCUCCUAUUCAAAAGCAGGAAGCCAGUGCUGACAAGCAGCCUCGCAGCACUCAGAAGAGCAAAAGCAAGAUGCUUGGUUAUUUGGACCAAAAGCUCUCCUUCAGACCUAAAAUUAACACCACUGUACCUGACUUUGACAAGCUCCACCAGGCCUUUCAACAGAAGUCAAUGGAGAUGACAGAAAGGAGAGACGUUACUCAGUGUAAACCCUUCCAGCUUCGCACAUCCACACUACAGCCUCGCCACCGGAGUCCAGAAAACCCAAAGAAUUCUACAGACAAAGUGAAUAUAAAGAGAAGCAGUUCAUUUGGUGGCCUGACAUCCCUGUCUAUGGAUACUCUUCCAACGUACAUAACAGAUGCAGCCAGGAAAAGAUCUUUGGCUGUAAGGAGAUCUCUGGAGCUGAAGGACCUGGAGGAGCAGGAGAACGCAGACUGGAUGAAGCAGCACAGAAUCAGAUCUCAGGCCAUGAGCAAAGCAGUGGCGAUGAGAGCAAAAGCAAUGGACCCCCAUAAGAGUCUCAAAGAGGUCUACCAGGAGAAACUCAAACAGCAUCGGCUAGCUGAUCUGGAAAGAAUGAAAGAUUAUCAAAGAGAGCUGAAGGAAAUGAAAACACGAGUGACAGUGCGUCCAUAUCUCUUUGAGCAGGUUUCACAGAAAAAUGCCAAAAACAAUGCUGAACGCAGGUAUAGGAAUACUUUGGAACAAGCAGGCUUGGACGAAAACUUUGUGAGAUCAAAGGGAGACACAAAAAAGGCCAUCGAUGUGGACAAUGACUCUGCAGAUGAGGAUCAUUACAGCACUGAAAGUGAAACUCAAAGCGAAAAGAGUACAGGAAGUGAGGAAGACUGCAUCACAAAUGAAGAGGAAAAAGAAGGGAAUGUGGAAACCAAGGAGGAAGAGACGUGCUGAAAGAAGAUGUGUAUAACAUCUAUAUUCCAUAUGUGAAGGGGAGACUGUGGUUGAAAAAAAUCACUGGCGGAUAAUUUCAGUUUUCAAGGGGUCAUAAAAUGCUGUUUCAGCCUUUUAUAUUAAGUUCCUCAAUGGUACUUUGUAAAGUUUGCAUAGUUUCUUGUCACAAAAAUGUAUCAUUUUGCUAAACAGUUGAGUUUUACCAUUUUUUAAUCCAUUCAGUCGAUCUCCAGGUCUGGUGUGAUCACUUUUAACUUAGCUUAGCAUAGAUCAGGGGUGUCAAAAACAGAUCCUGGAGGACCGCAGCCCUGCACAGUUUAGUUCCAACCUUGCUUCAACACACUUACCUGCAGGUUUUUAAAGGCUGUUUCUCAAUUACAAGAAUGCAGAAAACGGACUCGCGUUCUUGUGAAGACCGGUCUUGAUCAGCUGAAUUGAUUAACAAAUGGUAAAACACAACAGUUUAACUCUAGUGCAGUUGUAAAAAGAGUCUAUUCUCCAAGAAAAGAGGAGUGAUCCUUUAAAAGAUAUGUUGCAGUCAUCUACUCUAUUCAGCUGUUAAUGCUAAAAUGGUAACCACUCAACGCUAUUCCAUUGAAGGAAAGUUUGAGCAUAAAGCCUAUAUACAGUUGCGUGCACAUGAACAAUUUUUUUUAUUAUAUUCCAAAUUCACUACUUUAAGAACAGUCUUGCACUUGUUGUAAAUUAGUUGGACGUUUGUGAGAAGUUGGAUGUUCAUAUAUAAAUAAAUUUCGCAAUUAUUAGUUAACAGUCCUACAUCUUUACCAUACAGCUGUAUCACUCUUUUAAAUGAUAGACAAUAGUCAUAAGUGUAGAAAAUAUUUGUUCAUGUGUCAUACUGUGGAGUUUUGAGUUAAGAAAAAUUGUUUAGACCUUGUACGUCAUGAACAUUUAGAUUUUCCAUUCUUUACACGUUUUAAACUUAUAGUCUAAGGCAAAAUUAUUAGCUCUCCUGUGAAAUUUGAAUUCUUUUUUGCAAAUGUUUUCCAAUUGAUGUUUAACAGAGCAAAGAAAUUUCCACAGUAUUUCCUAUAAUAUUUUUUUUCUUCUGGUGAAAGUCUUAUUUAAUUUAGUUUGGCUGGAAUAAAAUCAGUUUUCACAUAAAAAGAAAAUAAUUAAGGUUAAUAUUAUUUGCCACUUUAACCAUGUGGUCUGAUGACUUGCUUAACUAACCUUCCUGUAACUUCCCUAGUAUUAUAUACUGUAUACAGUAAAUGCUGUAGAUGUGAAAUCUAGGAAAAAUAUAUAAUUUGUCUAGAUUUUACUGUAUUUUUUAAUACAAAUUGUGCCAGUGAAGCAGUCUGGGUCUUUGUACAGCUAAGCACUACAUAUUGUAUUGUUUUUACAAUAGAGAGGGGAUUAUGAAUGUUCAAGAAAUUCCAUAUGGCUGUCAUAACAUUUUUAAUAAAACAGAAAAUCAAAAGCAAGUUUAAUUUUAUGAUUCUAAGUUUGUUAGGGGGCUGCCGACCAACAAAGAAUGAAUAAUCCCCAGAAAAAACAAAACAAAAAAAACCUUGGCAACAAGAGGAGCUGCAUAUUAAAAGCAGUAUAUUUGCUUGAGUUGAGCUUACUGCACUUUAAAUCAUCUUGUAAACCACAGAAACAGCUCUUGGGCACCCUCGAAGUUUGCAAAUGGUAAAUUGGGGAAGCCUCUUGGCAUAAGCUCAUCUUCCACCUGGAGUCUCUCAAAUGUGCCUUUGAGUGUCUGCUAGAAUUAUGAACUAUAACCGUCACAGAGACUAGCUUUAUUCACCAAACUCCAUUUGAAUAAGCACACAAAUAACAUUCUGGGAGUCUUAGUACAAGGCCCAUCUGAAAUUCUCAUUCCUGAAGUCAGGCUAUUUUGAGUGUCGUAGCUCUGGUCGAGUAAACAGUCCUGCAUAUUUAUCCGCUAUUGGAAAAAGAGCUUGCGCUAGUGCAUUUGGCCACAUCAAGAGUUUGUUUUUUAUUUUUUAUUUUUAACUCCAACUGGCCUUCACGUUAAGCAUUUCUUCAGUGAUCUUUGAGGAAUUAAAGGAAUUUGUGUUUCUUUGUAUAGGCUCCGAAAGGUCGUAGUUAUUUUGAAGAAUUCAAGGCAUAAUUUAUGCUUUUGCUUUAGCGCGAUAAUCUCAUGAUGACACAUAAUUACUUUAACUGAGCCGUGUAGCAUGUAGGACAUUUAAAGGCUAAAAUACAACUUUUAGAGAAAUUAUGAUAACCAGUCAUGUCCUUUUUUGUAAAUUGUAUGUUUUGUGGUUGAAGGAGUGAUGACACUGAAAAAGGCCUUGUCCUCAUAGGGCUGGAAUCUAAACUAGACAAUAAUCCAGUGCAUUUGGAAAUCACUGCCCAGUUCAACCUGAUGACACAUAUCCAUUUUGUUUUGGAAAAAAAUGUGGAAUUUAAGUAGAAAUAGAAGUAGAAGGGCUUUUUUCCAACUUGCAAAGUACACUUGUAUGUAUUGAUAUGUACACUUGUAUGUAUUGUAUGUAAAUUUAAAUUGUUAUUUUUCAUUUGCUACACUCUUCCUUUUCUUUUCAAAUUACCUUUGUGUAUGAUGUGGAAGAUUACAGAUGUCAAUGGGGUCAUUACAGAUAACUUGAAAGGCAUUUUGAUUAAACUAAAACCCAAUAUGGGGUUUUAAAGUAAAACUGAUUACUU
Danio aesculapii is the source of this 4503-nucleotide messenger RNA. It is a transcript of the gene fam161b, whose product is annotated as FAM161 centrosomal protein B. Gene Ontology annotation, cellular component: cilium. The record is from RefSeq and is a predicted model, not a curated record. Gene Ontology annotation, biological process: cilium organization. The coding region runs from base 106 to 1845 and encodes 579 amino acids. The transcript has 9 exons. Lineage: Eukaryota; Metazoa; Chordata; Actinopteri; Cypriniformes; Danionidae.